Messenger RNA from Poecile atricapillus (Black-capped chickadee), 2180 nucleotides. It is a transcript of the gene PITX2, whose product is annotated as paired like homeodomain 2. The coding region runs from base 433 to 1434 and encodes 333 amino acids. Gene Ontology annotation, biological process: regulation of transcription by RNA polymerase II; anatomical structure morphogenesis. NCBI's taxonomy places the organism in Eukaryota, Metazoa, Chordata, Aves, Passeriformes, Paridae. The transcript has 3 exons. Gene Ontology annotation, molecular function: DNA-binding transcription factor activity, RNA polymerase II-specific; RNA polymerase II cis-regulatory region sequence-specific DNA binding. Gene Ontology annotation, cellular component: nucleus. The record is from RefSeq and is a predicted model, not a curated record.
CGAGGCCGGCCGCGGCGCGGGUCCAUGCGCGGGCAGCGGAGAGGAGCGCCCCGCGGAGCGCCGCCGCGCCUCGCCGCCCCCGCCCCGCGGAGCCCCGCGGCGGGCCGGGGGCCGCCGGCCGGGGAGCUGCCGUGUCGCCGUGACGGCUCUUACAGGACCGGACUCGCCCGCUCUCCUGUCGCCGCCGCCGCGCCCCCCCGGGCGGCGGGGGCUUCGAGGCUCGCCGUGCCGCCCGGGCUCUAGUCGAACGUCGCCCGCCGCGGCGCGGCUCGCCGGCCGGCAGCCCUGACCCCCGGAGCCGCGGGGCUGCUCCGCGUCCGCGGAGGGGGCGCUGCGCGGACCCUCCUACACGUACCGACACCUACAGACACACGCACACCUUCUCCUAUCGACCCCCCAGGCGCGCACGUAGACUUUGGCGUCCUUUUGCCGAUGAACUGCAUGAAGGACCCGUUAAGCCUGGAGCGCCUGGGAGCCGGGAAUAAGCUGUGCUCCUCCUCACCUUCCUCCUCCUCCUCCUCUUCAUCAUCCUGCCAUCACCACCAGCCCGCGCUGGCCAUGGCGACGGCGCUGGCGCCGGGGCAGGCGCGCUCCUCCCUGGAGUCCGCCAAGCACCGGCUGGAGGUGCACACCAUCUCCGACACCUCCAGCCCCGAGGCCGCAGAGAAGGAUAAGAGCCAACAGAGCAAGAAUGAGGAUGCGGGGCCCGAGGACCCCUCCAAGAAGAAGAGGCAGCGGCGGCAGCGGACUCACUUCACCAGCCAGCAGUUGCAGGAGCUGGAGGCCACCUUCCAGCGGAAUCGCUACCCGGACAUGUCCACCCGGGAGGAGAUCGCCGUCUGGACCAACCUCACCGAGGCCAGGGUUAGGGUUUGGUUCAAGAACCGCAGAGCCAAAUGGAGAAAGAGAGAAAGGAACCAGCAAGCCGAGCUUUGCAAAAACGGCUUCGGUCCGCAGUUUAACGGCCUCAUGCAGCCCUACGAUGACAUGUACCCCGGCUACUCGUACAACAACUGGGCAGCCAAGGGCCUGACCUCCGCUUCCCUCUCCACCAAAAGCUUUCCUUUUUUCAACUCCAUGAAUGUCAACCCUCUGUCUUCUCAGAGCAUGUUCUCCCCUCCAAACUCCAUAUCCUCCAUGAGUAUGUCUUCAAGCAUGGUACCUUCUGCAGUCACCGGGGUGCCCGGCUCCAGCCUCAACAGCCUGAAUAACUUGAACAACUUGAGCAAUCCCUCCCUGAAUUCUGCAGUGCCAACGCCAGCCUGUCCUUAUGCUCCUCCAACACCUCCGUAUGUUUAUAGGGACACAUGUAACUCGAGCUUGGCGAGUCUGAGACUUAAAGCCAAGCAGCACUCCAGUUUUGGCUAUGCCAGUGUGCAGAACCCCGCUUCCAACCUGAGCGCUUGCCAGUACGCGGUGGACAGACCCGUGUGAAACAUCCAAGUAGAAAACUGCGUGGGAAUCCCUCCCCAUUUCCCGCAGAGACUGAGAAUUUCACUAGAAAGUAAUGGGCACUAGAGAGAAAGAGAAAGGAGGAAAAAUCAGAGGAAGAUAGAGAGAGAGAAAGAGAGGAGAGAAAGAAAAAAAAAAAAAGAGGAAACCACUGAAAUAAGAUAGUUCCUUUGUUUUCAAAGGACCUCCUACAAAUUCUGAGAUCUUUCUUUCACUAAGAGUAUUUCAACAGUUACAAGGACAUAUAUAUAUAUAUAUAUAUAUGGACAAAUGUUUGACUGGAUAUGAUAUGACAUUUUAAUGUUACUAUAAGCUUGUUAUUUUUUAAGUUUAGCAUUGUUAACAUAAAAAAUGACUGAAAGGAUGUAUAUAUAUCGAAAUGUCAAAUUAAUUUUAUAAAAGCAGUUGUUAGUAAUAUCACAACAGUGUUUUUAAAAGGUUAGGCUUUAAAAUAAAGCAUGUUACACAGAAGCGAUUAGGACUUUUUCGCUUGCGAGCAAGGGAAUGUAUAUACUAAAUGCGACACUGUAUGUUUCUAACAUAUAAUUAUUAAAAAAAUUGUGUGAAUAUCAGUUUUAGAAUAGUACCUCUGGUGGAUGCAAUGAUGUUUCUGAUAUUGCAAUGUAAAACAUGCCCUGUGUAUAACAUUUCGUACAAUAUUAUUGUUUUACUUUUCAGCAAACAUGAAAAAAAUGUGUUUUAUUUCAUGGGAGUAAAAUAUACAGCAU